Molecule: messenger RNA, 4772 nt
Organism: Triticum aestivum (bread wheat)
Lineage: Eukaryota; Viridiplantae; Streptophyta; Magnoliopsida; Poales; Poaceae
Product: disease resistance protein RGA5
Exons: 13
Coding region: 1433-4300 (955 amino acids)
Biological process (GO): defense response to other organism
Molecular function (GO): ADP binding
Source: RefSeq, a predicted model, not a curated record
UAUCAGCCCAAAGGCAGAGGGUAUCCCUCCCUGUAAUACGUACUAGUAUUCGAGGAGCGUGCUAAAGUAGUAUCCUCUCUUGAUGCUCCUCGUCUCCCUCCACUGAGUACUCCCUUCCUCUCCUCAUUCUCAUCUCAGUCCUCUCCUCCUCCCUCGAAUAAGAUAGAUCCGCCCUUGUUGCUGAUCUCAUCUCGCCUCCUAUUGGCCUCGCCCCUGCCAACUGACUGCUCUAUUGGUGACCGUGGACUUUUUGGGGUGGGAUCGUGGGGCUCUGUAUCUAUCUAGGAUGGAGAUUCCAAGCAAUUUACUCUCUUGAGUGCUGUUGGUCUUCCUCUGCUCCUCGUCUCCGCUUCCUCUCAGUCUCCUCCAUUGCGCUGCCUGGAACAGAUCGAUCCGCCUUGUUGCUGAUCUCAUCCAUCCUCCGUGGAGAUUUCGGGUGGCAGUUUCCAGUGACUAUUCAGAGCACCAUACUAGUGGCCUGAUCGAGUGAAGCGACAUCCGCCGCCGUCUUGUCCCCUACGACGCCGCUGUGUUCUGCUCUGUCCUCCUCUGCCGGUGAAGCAUCAACGGUGACGGCCAUCCGGUGUUGACGCCGCGGCUGUGUUCUCCUCUGCCGUGAAGUAUCAAAGCUCCCCAUAUUCAUCUAUUUUGCACCAUGCAUCGAAUCCACUGACCUCCACACGCUCACGGAUCUGGCCUCUGGUGCCCACACGCUCACGGAUCCGACAGAGUGCUCCCUUCCUCUCAUCUCAGUCCUCAUCUCCUGGUCGAUCCGGCUUCUUGUUUGGUGAGCUCGUCCAACCUCCGAGCUCGCCCCUGACACCUGUGGAGUGGAGUGGAGCAGCUAGCAAGAAUCAUGGAGUUUCCAAUCAUUAUUCAGAGCACCACGCAUGGAAUCCACUGACCUGAUUGAGUGAAGCGCCGUCUUGUCCCCUCACGGAUCUGGCCUCUGGUGCCCAGCCGCCGCUUUCGCUUCGUUGUCCGACGAGGCCACCGCCGCUGUGUUCUGCUCUGCCGUGAAGCACAAAAGGGUGUCAGUGGAACAGCAAGCAAGAACCGUGGAGUUUCCUGUCAUUCAGAGCACCAUGCCUCAAAUUCACUGACCCGUCUAGCUGCCUGGGUGGGGUCGUGGGGCUCUGUAUCUAUCUAGUACGGAGUACCACUGUAUUCCAAGCAAUUUACUCUCUUGACUGCUGUUGGACUUUCUCUGUCCCCGCUUCCAUUGUGCUGCCUUGAACAGAUCCAUCCACCUUGUUGCUAAUCUCAUCCAACCUCCGGGGCCGCCGUGUUGUCCCCAUCGAGCAAAGCGUUUAAUCCACUGACCCGCUUCGUUGUCCGCACAGCGCGACCAUCCGACGAAGACGCCGCCGUUGUGUUCUGCUCUCCUCUGAAGCAUCAAAAGGUUUCCAGCCGAUUGAUCAAGAGAGCUCUCAUGGAUAUUGUCACGGGUGCCAUUGCCAAGCUGAUCCCCAAGCUGGGAGAACUGCUUGUGGGGGAGUACAAGCUGCACAAGGGCGUCAAGAAAAAUAUCGAGGACCUCCUAAAAGAGCUCAAGACCAUGAACGCUGCGCUCAUCAAGAUUGGUGAGGUGCCGCCGGACCAGCUCGACAGCCAAGACAAGCUUUGGGCCGAUGAGGUCAGAGAGCUCUCCUACGUCAUUGAGGAUGCGGUGGACAAGUUCCUCGUACGGGUCCAUGGCGUUGAGCCCGACGACAACACCAACGGAUUCAAGGGGCUCAUGAAGAGGACCACCAAGUUGUUGAAGAAAGUCGUGGAUAAGCAUGGAAUAGCUCACACGAUCAAGGACAUCAAGAAGGAACUCCAGGAGGUGGCUGCUAGGCGUGACAGGAACAAGUUCGAUGGUAUUGCUUCUAUUCCUACUGAAGCAAUUGAUCCUCGUCUCCGUGCUCUAUACAUAGAAGCGGCAGAGCUAGUUGGCAUCUAUGGGAAGAGGGAUCAGGAGCUCAUGAGUUUACUCUCCUUGGAGGGCGAUGAUGCCUCUACCAAGAAACUGAAGAAGGUCUCCAUUGUUGGAUUUGGAGGGUUGGGCAAGACCACUCUUGCCAAAGCAGUAUACGAGAAGAUUAAAGGUGAUUUUGAUUGUCACGCAUUUGUUCCUGUCGGGCAGAACCCUAACAAGAAGAAGGUUUUUAGGGAUAUCCUCAUGGAUCUCAGCAACUCUAACUCAGAUCUUGCAUUAUUGGAUGAAAGGCAGCUUAUCAACAAACUUCAUAAAUUUCUCGAGAACAAGAGGUACCUUGUCAUAAUUGAUGAUGUAUGGGAUGAAGGUUUGUGGAAAGACAUCAACCUUGCUUUCUCCAACAGGAACAAUCUAGGCAGUCGGCUAAUCAUCACAACCCGCAUUUUUGGUGUCUCCGAGUCAUGUUGCUCAUCGGCUGAUGAUCCGGUUUAUGAAAUUGAACCUCUUUCCAUAGAUGACUCCAGCAAGCUCUUCUAUACAAGAAUAUUCUCGGAUAGUGGAUGCCCAAAGGAAUUUGAACAAGUGUCUAAAGAUAUAUUGAAGAAAUGUGGUGGGGUACCACUAGCCAUCAUUACUAUUGCUAGUGCUUUGGCUAGUGGCCAGCAAGUGAAACCAAAGCAUGAGUGGGAUAUUCUACUCCAGUCCCUUGGCUCCGGAGUAACAAAAGAUAACAGUUUGGUUGAGAUGCGGAGAAUACUAUCUUUCAGCUAUUAUAAUCUACCGUCUCAUCUGAAAACUUGUCUACUAUACCUAUGUCUAUAUCCAGAAGAUAGCGAGAUUUAUAGAGAUAGACUGAUAUGGAAGUGGGUGGCUGAAGGAUUUGUCCACCAUGGAGAUCAAGGGACCAGCCUGUUUUUGGUCGGAUUAAACUACUUCAACCAGCUCAUUAAUAGAAGUAUGAUCCAGCCAAUAUAUGAUGAUCUAGGCCAGGUACAUGCUUGCCGUGUACAUGAUAUGGUUCUGGACCUUAUCUGCAACUUGUCACAUGAAGCAAAGUUUGCGAAGUUAUUGGAUGGUACUGGGGAUAGCAUGUCUUUACAUGGCAAUGUUCGUCGUUUGUCCCUUCAAGAUAGAAAUAAAGAUGAUCAAGGCACACCUCUCAGAAAUUUCACGGGUAUAUCACGAGUGAGGUCAAUUACUAUCUUUACAUCUGCUAUUAAUAUCAUGCCAGCCCUGUCAAGGUUUGAAGUUUUGCGUGCACUUGAUUUGUCGGACUGUAACCUUGGGGAAAGUAGCAGCCUGCAGCCUAACCUCAAGGGUGUUGGACACUUAAUUCACCUAAGGUACCUAGGUCUAGCAGGUACUCAAAUUAGUGAACUCCCGACUGAGAUAGGAAACCUGCAAUUUUUGGAGGUGUUGGAUCUUGUAAGGAAUUAUGAGCUAGAUGAAUUGCCGUCCACUCUUUUUAAAUUGAGAAGGUUAAUCUACCUAAAUGUUUGGUUCUAUAAGGUGGUUCCAACUCCUGGUGUGUUGCAGAAUCUGACAUCCAUUGAAGUGUUGAGGGGGAUAUUGGUCUCUCUGAACAUUAUUGCACAAGAGCUUGGAAACCUAGCAAGGCUGAGGGAGCUUCAGAUUCGCUUCAAGGAUGGUAGUUUGGAUUUGUAUGAAGGUUUCGUGAAGUCUCUGUGCAACCUACAUCACAUCGAAAGCCUAAUUGUUAGUUGCAAUUCUGGAGAAACAUCUUUUGAACUGAUGGAUCUCUUGGGAGAACAAUGGGUGCCUCCUGUACAUCUCCGCGAAUUUGCGUCAUACAUGCCCAGCCAACUCUCUGCACUGCGAGGGUGGAUAAAGAGAGACCCUUCGCAUCUCUCGAACCUCUCCGAGUUAAUCCUCACGUCAGUGAAGGAAGUGCAGCAGGAGGACGUGGAAAUCAUUGGGGGGUUGCAGUCCCUUCGACGUCUCUGGAUAACGAGCACCCACCAAACACAGCGGCUGCUAGUCAUCGGUGCAGAUGGGUUCCGCUGUAUGGUAGACUUUGAGUUGUAUUGUGGAUCCGCAACGCAGAUAAUGUUUGAAUCAGGAGCUUUGCCGAGGGCGGAAGAAGUUUGCUUCAGCCUGGGCGUGCGCAUGGCGAAAGAGGAUGGUAACCGUGGUUUCGACUUGGGCCUGCAGGGGAACCUGCUCUCCCUUCGGCGGCGUGUCUGCGUUUGGAUGUGUUGUGGUGGAGCGAGGGUUGGGGAGGCAAAAGAAGCGGAGGCUGCGGUGAGGCACGCCCUCGAUGCCCAUCCCAACCAUCCCAGGAUUUCUAUUUCUAUGCGCCCGAGUAUAGCAGAAGAUGCUCAUGAUGACGAUUUGUGUGAGGACGAGGAGGAGAACUGAUUUCUGAUCCAGAGCGACUCACAAUAUUGCAUCAGAUGUGCUCUCGGGUAGCAGGGGCCUGGGACGGUGGGGGUUACUGCUGGUGGCAACGGAGAUGAAUGUUUCCCAAACAUUUUGGGUGGGCGCUCGCCGUGCAAAGGUUUCAAACAUUCUGGAGGUUGUGUGAUGAGCUUCUUUUAAAUGGCACUCAGCUUGCAGAAAGAGAUAUUCCUUGGUUUUGUAACGAAUAAGUAAGGGUGUUGGGGUGAAUUGAUCCUGACAAGGAUAGCUUUGCUUUGCUUCAGUUGAGGGCCAUCGUUGCUGCUCUGUUUUGCAUGUUGUUACAUGGGAGGGCUAGCCCAUGACAUGCUGGUGUUUUUUGUUUUUUAAGCUGAGACGGACAAACCUGUGGGUGUAUUAUCAGUUUCCUGAUGAAUGAAAUGGGGGGCUCACCUGAGCUCCUUAAUUUGAAUAAAAACUGCGGUUCACUGUU